Nicotiana attenuata is the source of this 1346-nucleotide messenger RNA. RefSeq names its product putative hydrolase C777.06c. The record is from RefSeq and is a predicted model, not a curated record. NCBI's taxonomy places the organism in Eukaryota, Viridiplantae, Streptophyta, Magnoliopsida, Solanales, Solanaceae. Bases 108 to 1061 code for a protein of 317 amino acids. The transcript has 10 exons.
CCCUCGGUCCCCCAUGUCUCUAUUUCGAAUCGAAUAAGUAGUGGCACAUUCCUCUGGUUGAAUUGCGCCAACUCAUAUCUCCUCCCCAGUCUCUCCGUCGAUCGAAAAUGACCGCCGUCGAGAACGGCAAUGCGGAGCCGCAAUCAGCGUUGAUCUUCCUCGGCACCGGUUGUUCCAGCGCCGUUCCCAAUGCACUCUGCCUGAUCCGGCCCUCCGAUCCUCCUUGUUCUGUGUGUUCUCAGUCUCUUACCGUACCGCCUGAACAAAACCCUAAUUACAGGUGUAAUACAUCUCUUCUCAUUGAUUAUUUUAAGGACAAUGGUGAGCACAAGUACAUAUUAAUUGAUGUCGGGAAGACAUUUAGAGAGCAAGUUCUUCGGUGGUUCACCCGUUAUAAAAUUCCUCAAGUUGAUUCUAUUAUUUUGACUCAUGAGCAUGCUGAUGCAACUCUUGGUCUGGAUGACAUCCGGGCAGUGCAACCAUUUAGCCCGACAAAUGACAUUAAUCCUACACCAGUAUAUCUCACUCAAUAUUCAAUGGAUAGCAUUGAUCAGAAAUUCCCUUACUUAGUCCAGAAGAAACUUAAGGAAGGCCAAGAAAUCAGACGUGUAGCACAACUUGAUUGGCAGAUUAUUGAAAAUGAUUGUGAAAAGCCAUUUGUUGCAUCAGGGCUAGAAUUUGUUCCCUUGCCUGUAAUGCAUGGUGAAGAUUAUGUGUGCUUGGGGUUUCUUUUUGGUAAAAACUUCAGAGUUGCAUAUAUAUCUGAUGUUUCACGCUUUCUUCCAACUACUGUAUCAUACAUUUCAAAAGAUUGUGGUCAACAAUUAGAUCUGCUUAUUUUGGACACGUUAUACAAGAACGGUUCCCACAAUGUUCACCUUUGCCUUACUCAGACUCUUGAGGCAUUGAAGAUGCUAUGCCCAAAGAGAGCUCUACUAAUUGGAAUGACACAUGAAUUUGACCACCACAAAGACAAUGAGUUCCUAGUGGAAUGGUCUAGAAGGGAAGGUAUAGAAGUUCAACUUGCACAUGAUGGAUUGAGGGUCCCUGUUGACCUAUAAAUAGGUAGACUAUAAACACUGCCCAUUGGAACUACUGAUGAUCACACCUGAGAUUCUGACCUGUAACAAUAAUGCAAGGAGAGGAUAGUUGUAUCAGUUGUCUGUAUUAAAUAUUAAUCCAGAUGCAAUUAGCUGGCACAUGAUGUAACAUUGAUAUCGAUGUUCACCAUAUAUUACUUGUGUAUGUUCUUGUAUUCUUGUCAUUUUCUUGAUUACAACGUGUGUCAAGUCGAAUGCUAGUCAUUUUUUAAGCUUUCACAAAAUGAAGAGUUAACUUUGAGGCGA